Messenger RNA from Mugil cephalus (flathead mullet), 3649 nucleotides. RefSeq names its product tsukushi small leucine rich proteoglycan homolog (Xenopus laevis) (gene tsku). Gene Ontology annotation, cellular component: extracellular matrix. The record is from RefSeq and is a predicted model, not a curated record. NCBI's taxonomy places the organism in Eukaryota, Metazoa, Chordata, Actinopteri, Mugiliformes, Mugilidae. The transcript is spliced from 4 exons. The coding region runs from base 737 to 1783 and encodes 348 amino acids. Gene Ontology annotation, molecular function: protein binding.
AGCUAAACGUGGUGUCAAACUAUCGUCUGCCCGCGGCUUAGUUUUUGGACACAGGAACGCAGCAGACCAUUUGGGACCUCUGGUCAGAUCAGAUUUCACGUUUGCCUCUGUUGAAGAAACCGCCCCUGGUGUCCCGUCUGAACUGACCAGGCUCUUGUGUGCCGCUGCCGCAAACGACCCAGGCAGAGAAAGACCGAGUUUGCGUUGCGGAAAGUGAAAGAUGCGCGCAGAGGUGACAUGCGGAGCUGCGCUGCCAGCCGCUAAAAGGGGGGCGGGGUUGACGGCGAAAGUUUCUUUGAUAAUGGAGAUGAGGAUGGCUGUUUUAGGUGUUGUAUGUGGGAAGACGGCGGCAGGAGCGGUUCAGGUCGGAGCAGUGUUUUGCCACGUACGGCUGCAAGAAAUUUGAUCUGCAGAGGUGCCCGUGCUGAACAAAUGCUUUUGAGAGUAAAAUCUCCUUCACAAUCCAAGACGUCACGAUAAUUGCAGUUUGAGAUCACAACAUAAACUGAGGCUGUAUGACACAUCUACACUAUAAACUGUGGACUGCACCUUUAACACACAAGCUCUGCUGUGUCGUGCCCAGACGAGUUGACCGUGACUGUUUCUGCCUGUUGCACAACGCUUAACCUCUGUCCACUUUUCAAACUUAUUUGAACGAUAUGUGUAUGUGUACACACAUUGCUUCAGUUGAACUGCAACCGUACACAGACAAACAGCAAGAGCUGAAAAGAGAACAAUGGCACUUCUCCUGUGGUUUGGCCUGUCGCUGCUGGCAGCUGUCCAUGCCAGCGCUGUCAAGAACUGCCACCCUGGUUGCCACUGUGAGGUGGAAAGCUUCGGCCUGUUUGACAGCUUCAGUCUGACCAGGGUUGACUGCCGAGGCCUGGGACCCAGUGUCUCCAUGCCCAUCCCCAUCCCGCUGGACACUGCCCACCUCGACCUGUCCUCCAACACCAUGGGCCCGCUCAGCGACACCAUGUUAGCUGGUCCGGGAUACACCACCCUGGUUAGCUUGGACCUUAGCAGCAACCAUAUCACAAAGGUCAGCCCUAGUGCGCUGUCCAAGCUGCGCUACCUGGAGACUCUGGAUCUGAGCCACAACAACCUGGAGAGCCUCUCAUCAGGAUGUUUCUCUGGGCUCCCUCUGGCUGAUGUCGACCUCAGCCACAACAACUUCCAGGAGUUCGACAUGGACGUUUUCGCUGCCAAAGUUAACGGCGAACCUGUCAACGUGGAUUUGUCUCAUAACAAGCUUGUGUCAGUCUCUACCGCUUUCCAUGGAAGAGUUAUACACAUUCAGAGCCUAAACCUAUCAGCAAACCAACUGUCUAGUGUGCCGAGCGUAUCAGGACUUCCGCUGAGGUACCUCAAUUUGGAUGGGAAUCCCAUCACGCAAAUCAAAGAGGGAGCCUUCGCUCAGCUGAACGAUCUAGUGUAUUUGUCCAUAAGUGGCCUCCAAGAACUUCAGCAGAUUGAUUCUCACAGCUUCAAGGGCCUGCAGGGUCUGCAAGUGCUGGACCUCUCAAACAACCCCAAACUUCGGAGUCUGGACCCUGCAGUGUUCAGUGGACUGGACUCCCUGCAAGAGCUGAAUUUGUCUGGUUCUGGUGUGGCGUCCCUGCCAACAAACAUGCUGACCCACCUGCCCAGCAUAAAGAGUAUCACCCUUGGACGAAGCAUCCACUGCUGGAGGACCCAGAAGCAGGGACAGUUCCACAGGCAGAUGGGACAAGUCCAGCAUAACGAGGUGCUGAACUGUAACGUGGAGGGCAUUGUGUUGUGAGACUGUGCCGGUGGACAUGGACCGCUCCUUUCAAUCAUGACGCCAGAGCUGUGCCUUACCUGCUUUGAUAUGCAAAACACUUCUCUUUUUGUGUUGUCUAACUCAGAUACAUCUGAUUGUAGGUGAUACUGUGGAAAUGUGUCCUACAGGUUUGAAGUAGCCUUCACGAACUCUUAACACAAUAUCACCCAUGCUGUACCUUUUCAAACCACAGUAAAGCUGCGUUUUUAUAUAGCUCAGAACAAUUACCUUUACAUAACUGCCUUUCAUGAAUCGUAAACCUAACUUAGGUCUGUAGAUAACUUUAAGUUAGAUUCAUGUACUUCAACAUGGGACCAUACUAAGAGUUGUUUGCACUUACUCCAGUUGUUUUUUUAAUAAUGCACUUAAACAUGCCUUCUACAUAUUGCCCAUAAUAUCCAAAUGGAGGGAUAUUGAACAACUGUUGACCACUAAGAUGUUUCAUUUGACUUUGAAUGUGAUGCUCAAAAGAACAGGUUAAAGACUUGUGGAGAGUUUCUUGACAAAAUUGAUACCACUCUCAUGUCUGUGUGUUCAGUAUGAAGCUGCAUGGAGCUGAUUAACCCAGCUUUGCAUAAAGAUUGGAAGAAGGGGAAAAAUGCUGCCCUGUUCGAGGAACUUGGAUACAUCAAACAGACUUAAAAUAACUAACGGCAACGUCGGGGCCAAAAAGCUUGCACUUAGAAGACACUGCAAAGACUGCAGCCAGUGGACAACUAGUAUGUGCAUGUGUUCUGCACCUGCAUAAGAGGAAAUAAAGUGGCAGUAGUCCGUUUUUGUCAAUUAAAAGACUAAACUUGAACGGGUUGAACCAUGAAGGAGUUUCCUUCAUCCCGGUUGGCCAUGUCAUUAUAAAAAUAUUUACAGGUUGUGUUGCUGAUUCAGCAUAAUCCAGUGGAGCAAGGGGCCUUCACAAAACUAGUCACUGACAGUGGCCAACAGUCUUGGUGGCUUGGUGUGUCAUGGCUCUAAAUCUCACAAGUUCAUUUAAAAACAACUUGAAAAUAUUGAUCUCAAAUAGACUUAAAAAUAUUACCUACGAACUAAGUGGAUUCUGUUACCUUCGGGCAGAUCCUGGUUAUUUCUUUAUCCCCUAUUACCAUUCUCAGCAUUAUAAACUAAGCUAAUAUAAGUGUUUCACAAGCAUGGUCUAAAAUUUCUUUUAUUUGGGAUUGAUGCUCACAGUUAACUCUUGUUUCCCGUACUUUAACGUUUAUCCCCAAAGCAACAGUUACUUGAAUUUUUUUCUUUGUGCGCAUUCUCGUCCACUGCAUCAGGAGUGUUUCUCCUCAUGACGACGCUACGCCGUGUUUGGUGUGACAGCCUUUCAAAAUGGACUACAAGCAACCUUUGACACAUCGCCCAUUGGCCUGCGUUGUGUUUGAUUCCGUGACGUUGCUCAACAGGAGUAAAUAAGCCGUGUCCAUAUUGAGGAGAAGUCUGCGCUGACCUGCUGUCUCCGGUCGAACAAACGGUCUCAACAACACAACUAAUUUGACUGACAAAGUGAUCACAUGUUUGGAGAUGAAGUGAUGCUGGUGUGUGUUGAUGAUUAAACACCAGGCUGCACUGUGCCGUCACGUGUGACCUUGUGUUCCUGUGGUAUUUAGAGGACCAUCGGCCUCAAGACUGCAUGGUGGGAUUUGGGACUGUGAGCAAUCUGUUAAGAGCCUUAAGUAUUUUGGUUUGGAGCUUUUUAACCGAAAUCCAUCUUUUCUGUUGGUUAACUGAAAAUCAGAUUAACCCGGUCGUAGGUUCAGAAGUUUAUAUUUGUAUGUAUGUAACUAUAUUGUAUAUAACUUUAAAUAUAUGUGAAUCACAUGCGUAAUAAAUGGACUAUUCUCA